AUAGAAUUGAGAAAUUUAAGGAUUUCUUCUGGGAAGAGAAUCAACCUAUUCUUAAAUCUUAUUUUACAAAUAUCUUCCUAGAUAAAGAGGAAAGUUUGCAAAGUUUGUUCUGGAAAAUAUUGAAAAAUCAAUUAGAGAUGGCAAAGAUUAAAGUUAUAAGAGAAUAUCCAAAAUAUAAGGCAACUUUGGAGAGAAUUAUUUGGCAAUCUGGUCUUAAAGUUUGCUCUACUUACGCUCAUUCAAUGAAUUUAUGUUUUGGUAAUAAUAAACAAUAUAAUCUACAAUUCUAUGACAAAUGUUCGCAAAUUGUUGCGUCUUUAUCUCGUGGAAAUGAUUCAAUAAGUUUUCAUCAGGAGAAGAGUAAUAUAGAAAGUUACGGCGCUCAGAGAGUAUCCUAUAUGCUAAUUAAAUUGCCUGAAAAUUACUUUAUACCAUCUGUACCGAAUACGCUUAGGCACCUUUGCAUAUUAUUUAAUCCUAACGAAAGUUUAUUUCAACAAUCGAAAAAGACGAAUAAAGAUAAAGAAAAUCCCGAAAAAAGAGUUAAGAAUAGACCGGAAGGAAACGAAAAAGGAAUUCAAAACUAAUAUCGUUAUGUUAGUUUGUAAAUGAAAACAAAAAA
Molecule: messenger RNA, 622 nt
Organism: Dimorphilus gyrociliatus
Lineage: Eukaryota; Metazoa; Annelida; Polychaeta; Dinophilidae
Source: the annotation of a GenBank genome assembly